Molecule: messenger RNA, 1928 nt
Organism: Chroicocephalus ridibundus (black-headed gull)
Lineage: Eukaryota; Metazoa; Chordata; Aves; Charadriiformes; Laridae
Gene: SLC35H1
Product: solute carrier family 35 member C2
Exons: 8
Coding region: 402-1148 (248 amino acids)
Biological process (GO): UDP-glucose transmembrane transport
Cellular component (GO): Golgi apparatus; cis-Golgi network; endoplasmic reticulum-Golgi intermediate compartment
Molecular function (GO): antiporter activity
Source: RefSeq, a predicted model, not a curated record
ACGCCAUGCGCAUUUUGGAUCUUUCUCUAGUUGGAACUUGGUCCUUAUGAUCCACAAGUUCAUCACACGCAACACGCAGAGCUGCCGUAGCUGAGCCCAAGGGGUGAAGCUCCCACUCGGAGCACAGAGCGCCGGCUGCUCCGGCAGUUCUGUGCCUGUGUGUUGUGCUCGUUCCGUCAUCGUCGCGCUGCGUCCCACAGGACAGCACCUGCUCUGAAGAUCUCCGGCAAUGCCUUUGCAUAAGGCGCCCUGUGGUUUCUUGAAAAAUGCUUUUUCCACAUCUGUAGCAGUGCUGCCAUUCAGCAUGGAUCAGUAAAACUGUUUCCUGUGCUCUGUCAACUUCCCUGGAUAUUGGGCUGAGUAACUGGAGCUUCCUAUACGUCACUGUCUCCCUCUACACGAUGACCAAAUCCUCUGCCAUUCUCUUCAUCCUGCUUUUUUCACUGCUCUUCAAGCUGGAGGAAUUGAGGGUGGCAUUGCUGCUGGUGGUUCUGCUCAUCGCUGGGGGCCUCUUCAUGUUCACCUACAAGUCCACACAGUUCAACGCACAGGGUUUCGUGCUGGUGCUGUGUGCGUCUUUCCUUGGGGGUAUUCGCUGGACCCUCACGCAGAUACUUAUGCAGAAGGCUGACCUGGGGCUCCAGAAUCCCAUUGAUAUCAUGUUUCAUCUGCAGCCGCUCAUGUUCCUGGGGCUCUUGCCACUCUUUGCGGUGUUUGAGGGCCUGCCUUUGUCCGUAUCAGAGAAGCUCUUCCGUUUCCAUGAAGCAGGAAUGCUGUUCUCUCUGGUAGGGAAGCUGUUCUUGGGUGGAAUUCUUGCCUUUGGUCUAGGCUUUUCUGAGUUCCUCUUGGUUUCCAGAACAUCUAGCCUCACCCUUUCCAUUGCUGGCAUUUUUAAGGAAAUCUGCAUUUUAUUCCUCGCCACACGUUUGCUGGGAGACCGCCUCAGUCUCUUGAACUGGCUGGGCUUUGCUGUCUGUCUGUCAGGGAUCUCCCUUCAUGUCAUUCUCAAAGCCAUGAAUUCCAAAGGUGAAAAUGCUCUGAAGCCACACAAAGAGGCCAGCUCCAACCCUGACCUGGAGCUGCUGCUGCGCCGCACUGACCGUGGUGAGGAGGAGGAAGAGGAUGUUGAAACUCCACAACACCACUGACUGAACAUGAAGCACACAACCCCCUGCUCUGUUUUUACCAAACCUACCCGACGGCUAUCUGGGAGGAAGGUCCAAGCGUCUCUGUCUGUGACCAGCCAAAGGAGAGCCAGGGCCUGGUGGGAGAGUCCUGCUGUUCUGCUACGGCGUGGGUCUGUAGAUGCUGCACAAGAAACAGGCCAUAUCCCUUUCACGGAGAGCAAAUUUGGAACAUGAGCCCUGGUUCAGUGGAAGCAGAAUGGUGUGGUGAGACUGGGAAAUGCUAUAGAAAGCUUAUUAGGGAAUCCUGAAGGCCGUACGUUUAGAGUGUAGACCGUGAGCAGUAGAAUGAGCAUGGACGUGUCUGGACUGCAGGCUAAGUGCUUCAGGGAUGAUUUAGUGUUGUUUAGGCUUUGGCUUCAAACGAGAAGGUAGAUAUACCUCCCCGUACUUCCUUUAUGGUUCUGCUAAGUAGGAACUCCCAUCUUGGUAGGAGCAGAUGACUAUAUAUAUAAAUCCGUAGACUUGUCCCAAUGAGAAGGAGCCUUUGUGCCUGGUGACCUCCCAUGUUCUGCGUGCAUAGUAAGGAGAGAAUUAAAUGCUGGUAUUUGGGACCAAUUGAACAUAGCCAAAUGAUGUUGGCUGGAAGAAGGACAGGGAUGCAGGAGUACUUCUGGCCCUACAGGCCGAGGAGAGAGCGAGCGGUAUCACAGGCGAUCAAGCUUGAGCAAUAAGCUUAUCAGAAAGUACGUGGGUAUUUGAAGGGGGGGAUUUUGUUUUUUAAAUAAACUGUUUUUCUGAUUC